Messenger RNA from Cordyceps fumosorosea ARSEF 2679, 1248 nucleotides. Its product is annotated as Cytochrome P450. The transcript has 4 exons. Gene Ontology annotation, molecular function: heme binding; monooxygenase activity; iron ion binding. Bases 1 to 1248 code for a protein of 415 amino acids. Lineage: Eukaryota; Fungi; Ascomycota; Sordariomycetes; Hypocreales; Cordycipitaceae. The record is from RefSeq and is a predicted model, not a curated record.
AUGCCUCGACGUCGGGUCGCACCCAUCUACGCGCGCAAAUUCGUCCAAACCAAUGCCCAUGUGCGUGCCAUCAUGCGCGAGAUGAUUCAUCAUAGGAUGCUUCCCCUUUUUCAGAUGACCUCGCAAUGCGCCACGCAGGCCAUCGACAUUCUCCCCGUCCUACAGUCGUACACGAUUGACUUUACGGUGGCGUUUGUCUUUGGCCUCUCGCGCGGCACCAACUUCAUGCUGAACGCUGAUGCACGGGACGAGUGGCUCGAGGCAUACACUCAGUCUUAUCCCGCCGAUAGCAUGUUUUGGCUUCAGGAAUGCGCCGCCGUGACCAAGUUUGCGCAGCGCCUGGGCCUGGGCGGAUGGCUGCUGCCCGAGGGCCACGAAGCGGCGCGCAUAUUUCUGGACGAGUGGGCGCUAGGGAAAAUGAGGCAGGCAGAUUAUGCACUCUCUCUUAACGAGGGUGUUGAGAGCAAGUUUGAGAGUGGCGAUUUCCCCAUCCUAUACGACGUGGUGAAAGCAGGGCUCGCCAAGUCUGCCGACCGCGACCCCUGCUUUACGCCAGAUGCGCAGGAAGAGCUCCAACUUGCUAGCGAAUGCUUUGAUCAUAUCGUGGCCGCUAGGGACACGUUUGGCAUCUCGUUUACGUACAUUCUCUACAAAAUAUCACAUCAUCCCAGUACGCAAGAAGAGCUUCACAAAGAGCUCCUCUCCAUCAACUCACCCGUCCUUGAUACUGCUAGCAGCGACCGCGUCCUACCAGAAGCCCCCGAGCUCGCCAACCUGCCGCUCUUGAACGCCGUCAUCCACGAAGGUUUACGACUGCGAAACAACACGCCCGACGCGGAGCCACGGCUCACCCCGCGCCGCGAGGGUGGCUCCCGCAUCGGCAGUCUGUAUGCGCUUCCGGCGGGCAUCCGCGUGGGCGCGUACGGCUGGAGCCUGCAUCGCGACGAGGCCGUGUUUCCCGACGCGAGCGCCUGGGAUCCUCGCCGUUGGAUGGGCGUCGACGGCAAGAACUCGAACCCAAACAGGUAUUUGUAUGCAUUUGGGCACGGGAGCAGAAGCUGCGUCGGACAGCAGCUAGCCAUGGAACUUAUGCGCUACGCGGUAGCGGCAAUUUACACCAAUUACAGGACGUCAGUAGCGGACGAAAGAGAGUACCCAGGCGACGAUGGCUUUGUCGGGGGCGACUGUCGGGAGAAGUUGCAUAUCCGUUUUGAGCGAAUCUGCGAUGAUGCUCAGGCGGCAAUUUGA